Aaosphaeria arxii CBS 175.79 is the source of this 1527-nucleotide messenger RNA. RefSeq names its product cytochrome P450 monooxygenase-like protein. The record is from RefSeq and is a predicted model, not a curated record. Bases 1 to 1527 code for a protein of 508 amino acids. The transcript has 6 exons. Lineage: Eukaryota; Fungi; Ascomycota; Dothideomycetes; Pleosporales. Gene Ontology annotation, molecular function: iron ion binding; oxidoreductase activity, acting on paired donors, with incorporation or reduction of molecular oxygen; monooxygenase activity.
AUGAUUCUCCAGGAACUAUCUGGGAAUUCUCAUAUACUACAGACCGCCUUUGCGGCUGCGGGCCUUUUUGCCCUGCUCACAUUCAUAUCCCACCUCAACCACAGGGCAAAGAUUGCCAACCUUCCUUCCUUUGGUGGUGGAGAUAGUCGCGAGAAGUCUAGAAAUGCUUACCUACAAUCUGCUAAGAAGCUUUACAUUGAUGGAUACAAGAAGUUCAAGGGUCAAGUGUACCGCAUGAUGACCUCUGAUGAUGAGGUAUCUAUCGUGGUUCCUCCUCGUUUUCUGCCGGAACUGAGAAAGCUGCCGGAUGACAUCCUUAGCUUUCCGAAAGCAGUUGAUAAGUCCAUGGAAGUCAAAUAUACGAAGAUCUUGACAGAUGAGCCGCUUAUCUCACACUCGGUGAAGGCUGAUCUAACUCCAGCGUUAGUUCGGCUCAAUCCCAUCAUAUGUCAAGAGGUCGAUGAAGCCGUAAAAGAGGAAUUGCCGCCAUGCGAAGAUUGGACUACGGUGUACAUCUACAUGAAAUUGGUGCACAUCGUCGCCAAGGUCUCUGGUCGAGUCUUUGUGGGGCCUGAACUUUGCCGUGACCAGGACUAUCUAGACUCUGGAAUCAAUUAUACCAUGGAACUGAUCGGAGCACAGCAAGCCAUCAAAUUGAUGCACCCCUGGCUGCGACCUUUCCUAGCCAGCAGGCUACCACAGGUGAAGAACUUGCGCAGGCGAGAGAAACUGGCCAAACAAUUCCUCGAACCGGUCGUACAAGCUCGCCGCAAUGCCGAAAAGGAUCCCGACUAUGAGAAACCAGAUGAUUUGCUCCAAUGGUUUUUGAACCGAACCAAUGAUUAUGGCAUAGACUCUACGGCGUAUAUUGCCCAAAUGCAGCUUGGCACUAUAUUUGCUGCGAUCCACACGACAACACUUACAACAACAAACAUUCUUUAUACCCUUGCUGUAAAGCCCGAGUACAUUGAGCCAAUGCGUGACGAGAUUCGUCAAGCGAUGGCGGACAAUGAUGGCAUCAUCACCUCGAGAGCGCUGCAGAAGAUGGAAAAGCUUGACAGCUUCAUGAAAGAGACCAUGCGAUUCUACCCUGCCGGAUUCACCUCCUUCAACCGCCGCGUCAUGAAAGGCAUCACCCUCUCCGACGGCACGUACAUCCCCGCCGGCGCCAUCAUCGAAGUGCCCUCCCACGCCAUCUACCAAGACGACGAGAACUAUCCCAGCGCCGACGAAUUCGAUGGCUUCCGCUUCUCCAAGCUUCGCAAGGGCGGCGGCGCCACCGAACACGCCCGCAACCAGUUCGUCACCACCAACGAACAGAACCUGGGCUUUGGGUACGGGAGACACGCUUGUCCUGGACGCUUCUUCGCCGCGAAUGAGAUCAAGAUGAUCCUUGCGAGAUUGAUCCUCGAUUACGAUAUCAAGAAUCCGGAUGGGGUGACGGAAAGGCAUCCUAACACUGAAGUCGGGCGAUCGACAGCGCCAGAUGCAAGCAAGCCCCUUCUCUUCCGAAAGGUUCAGAUCUAG